Molecule: messenger RNA, 3477 nt
Organism: Clonostachys solani
Lineage: Eukaryota; Fungi; Ascomycota; Sordariomycetes; Hypocreales; Bionectriaceae
Source: the annotation of a GenBank genome assembly
AUGGACGAGGAUGAGCCUACCCAAGCGACUCAAAAUGUCCUCGACCCUCGUCGCGUAGGGAAGCAAAAUUCGGGCUUCUCUGACGAGGACAUCUCCGAUAUCAUCUGCAUUCUGUAUCCUCACUCCGAGUCUGCCCGCCAAGAAGUGCUGCGCCUGGCACAUGACGACUCGCCAUAUAUAAUUGGGAAGGAUGAAAUGGACAAUGUCGAGCCCGAUUACGACCUCGAGGAUCAUGCCAGUCGCUUCGAAUCGAACCCCUCCGGACACGGCAACUACGCUCUUAUCCUACGACUUUCGUCCGGUGUCAAAAACCCAGCAUCUGGUUUCGCUUUCGGACGAAACAUCAACAGGUGUGAUGUCGUGUUCACGCACGAUCCCUACAAGCGUGUUAGCAACAUUCACUUUCGGAUAUAUGUCAACGAGUAUGGUAAUGUCAUGGUCGAGGACCAGUCCACGAACGGCACCUUUGUUGAUCGGACACUGCUACUCUCACGCUCAAAAGACCCAUCAAAGCCGCCCAUUACACGGCGGGUUCUGACUUCCGGCUCCCUCAUCAAAAUUCUCUUGCACAACGAGUCCAAGGACCUGACCUUUCGUGUCCGGAUACCACGACGAGACGAUGAGUAUGCAGGUGCGUACAACACCAAAGUCGCCGAGUACUUUGUUCGAAAUCAACUUGCUCGCGAAUCAGACACGAUACGUCCAAGUGACAAAGGCCCUCCUGAUAUCUUCCGAACGGCUGCCGAGAAUGCAGGCGGCGGGCAUAGGCCCAAGGAAACUACACCAGCCCGAUCCAUCAACAAACGUGGGGAGACCAUCCGGCCUGAGUGGAAUGGUUCUGGCAAGUACAACCGAGUCGGUAUGAUUGGCAAGGGAGCUUUUGCCGUUGUGUACAAAGUGACCUCGAAAUACGACGGGCGACCCUAUGCUGCAAAGGAAUUAGAAAAGCGGCGGUUCAUCAAGAACGGUGUUCUGGAUCAGAAAGUCGAGAAUGAGAUGAAAAUUAUGCAGCGGGUCGAGCAUCCAAAUAUUGUUCGGUACAUCGAGCAUUUUGACUGGGAUGAGCGCCUUCUCAUAAUCAUUAUGGAGUAUGUUCCCGGUGGUGACCUGGGAAAACUCAUAUCGGAAGAGGGCCCCUUCGACGAACAUAUGGUCAAGUCGAUGGCCAGGCAGCUUCUGGAUGCCUUGAAUUAUUUGCACACGAAGAACAUUACCCAUCGAGAUGUCAAGCCGGACAACAUUCUCAUCAACUCUCUGGAGCCCCUGGAAGUAAAAUUGACUGAUUUCGGCUUGUCUAAGAUGGUCGACAGCGAGCAGACUUUCCUUCGAACGUUCUGUGGAACGCUCCUCUAUUGUGCUCCAGAAGUAUAUACAGAGUACGCCGAGUACGAUGAGAAUGGCUAUCGUAACAGGGGCAAAAAGUCACGCCGGAUGCCAGGUCAGAGGUACAGCCACGCUGUAGAUAUCUGGUCACUCGCUGGCGUUCUUUUCUUCACACUAACCAAAUCGCCUCCCUACCCCGUGAAGACCGGCAUCAGUCACUCAGAGCUUCUUCAUAAGAUCAUGACGACUCGGUUGGGCAUUGCGCCACUUCAGGAGUUCAGCGUAUCAGAGGAUGGAAUCGACUUCUUAUCCCGCAUGCUGCAAAGAAGGCCAGAACAGAGAGCGACAAUUGAGGAGCUAGCUGAACAUCCCUGGCUUGGGGGCCAUGGAUCAUCUAUUCAAGCAUCUCAAUCUUUUGACGAAAUAACCGACGAUGAGGAUAUGGCAGCGCAACUAAUGGAUCUACCUUGGAACGAUCAGGGAAGAAUAAUCGACGUAUCAGACGACGAAUCCGAAAAGGAAAACGGGGCCAACUUUCGACCUGGACGCCGGUCACAGCAGCAACGUCUCUUUGGUGAAGUCGGCAUAUCAGCUAUCGGCAGCUCAGGGGUCAUUCCAGGCGACUUCCUAAAUCUACCAGCGGAUGAUACAAGCAUGAGAGAGACAGAAAUUCUAGGCCCAGAUGGGGAUGAAGCAUAUGACUCGGGUGAGGAUAUAGCACGAGCUCGUGCUCUGUCGCAUUUCCACCAAUCUGCAGAUCAGCUGCAAAGCUUGGUGGAGAACGUGGCCUCUCAAAGUCUCGGUGAUAAGGAGAAUGAACCCGCACAGCCAGAUUUGUUGUCAUCUCGGUAUCAGUCGGACUACCUGAAUGGCAGUAAGAGGAAACCCCCUUCGCAGGAACUGAGUGACUUGUCAGACGAAAAUACCCCUACCGAAAAGCCUUUCAUAAAGCGGCUCAAAUCGGAGAGCAAUAUAGAGGGACUGUCUGAAGGCGCUAUUGAGGAACUGAGGCUACUGGCAUGCAUUCCCCAGAUUAACAGACUAAGCUCUGGUCGACAGCUAGAUGAGCCAGUUGACAAGGUCACGUUCUGGGAGCAGGAUAGAACCACAUGGCACCUGAAUUAUCCCGAAAUGACUCAGUUGCAGUAUGAUGCUUUUAAUCAGGCUGCUCGAGACAGAGGAGAAAAGUUCAGGCCUGGUCAAACGCCGCUAUGGGACUUGGCUAGAAGAUAUUUCCCUCCAACCCCAAGGAUGGUCGAGCAGCCAAGACAGGACGUGGCCGACUUUCCUCCGACGGCAAUGCCAACUGAUAUCGAGUCUAUUCCAGACACCCUGCAGCCCGAUCCUAAGAUCGAAUAUACCAUUCCUGCGGUCGGCGCAAGAGCAAUUGGUCUAAUCGAGUCCAGCAUGACUUCUCUAAUCAAUGGUGUCUCCUUUCCAAUUACGGACUCCCUUGUCUCCUUUGGGCGAGGACCGGAAAACACAGAGGUCUUCGAACCUCCGUCCGAGUCCCGCAUACCCAAAUAUGCGUUCAAGAUUCUGCUUUGGAAAGAAGGGUAUGAUCCCGCAAGAGAUCCCGCCAAAGUGGUCCCUCCAUGGGUGCAUUCUUCAGCGGCAGACGAAAGCAGCUACGGUUUCUACCUAUCCACAAAAGCAACUCUUGGUAUCCGCGUGAAUGGUCAGGUGGUCCCCUCAUCGGAUGCUAAGAACCCGAGCGGGCCAUCACGAUACUGGACGCGGAUUCACGAUGGCGAUGAUCUCGUCGUUUGGGGUCAAGAACCCCAUAAUCAAACAAGCCUAACAUUUCGCUGCUUCUGGGGCUCAUCGUCAAGCCCCCGACAGGACAGAAAUCACGCCCUGGAGUUUGCGCCCGAGGAACUGGCCCAGCAACUUGACCUUGCCUGUCAGAGAACCGAGAAACGCAUCCGUGAUGCAGGUGAAAAACGACUCAAGAACGGCGCCGCCAUAUCAGAUCUCGAAGUACGCACCCGCACGGUUGACCUGGAACGUGCUAGAAGCAUAGAGUUUGAGCAGAGAAGGCAAGAGGCCAUCACGUUUAUCCAGGCACGACAACUGCCAAACUCCAGGAGGUCGUCGCCCGCCAGCGCUCCACCCACAGUGACGAUGGGAAGGGUCCCUCCGCAACUGGCAUGA